Molecule: messenger RNA, 1095 nt
Organism: Fusarium poae
Lineage: Eukaryota; Fungi; Ascomycota; Sordariomycetes; Hypocreales; Nectriaceae
Exons: 3
Coding region: 1-1095 (364 amino acids)
Source: RefSeq, a predicted model, not a curated record
AUGGGAAAGCCUAUAAGCGACUUGGUAACUCAGUUACAUCAAGUUGCGGAAAAUAUCCAACAUUUUACUGGCUCUAGAACGGACUUGACGGACUUAAACACCGUAUUGGUGAUUGUUAAGGCGGCAGCAAACCAGUUUCUCCCGUUAUCGAUAACAAUCGAGGAAUUACGUUUACAGCAGAACGAACCCCAACAGACCAAACGACUUAGUGGUUUUUGCGACUUUCUGCUUCGAGAAGAAAAAACCAAAAGCGAGACCGAGAAGCAGCAUCUCAAAAAUAUUGAGACACGAUGCAUACUCAGAGAGUGCGAAUUCUAUACAGCCUUAUUCAUUGGCACAAGCUUCACAGUUGAAACUCUCAAGCUUUUCGACAUUAAUGCUCUCCGAUACAUAUGCACACUUGCUGCAAAGUACAUACAGACCUACUCCCUCAAGCCUUAUUUUCUCCGGGUGGGAUUGCUCAAAGUCACUCACAAAUUGGUAAGAAAGGUCCCUGAAUGGGAGUCCGACCUAGCGCAAUUCAUACAUGAUGCUUUCAAAAAGCUUUACGGAACCUCCAAAAAUAAAGACUCGGCCAACGAUGACAACCCACCAAACAGCAACACUCCGUCAAACGACAACAGUCCACCAAACGGCAACACUCCGCCAAACGAUGACCUCCCAGCAAGCAAGCGCAGUAGGGAGGAUGGAGCCAUUGACCCAACACCCGGGCCUUUGCAGAAGAGGGCGAGAACAGACACCGAGGCUCAUGUCGAAGUGCUAAGCGUUGAAAACACAGAGGGAUGUCACCAAGAGCAUCAAACCCCACAAGUCGGGUCUUUCGCUGUAUCUUCCAAUGCCACCCAAGGUCGAUAUUGCGGUACAGUUAUUCCCAAACCGCAGGUGGUGCGUCUUAUGGAUUGUGGCGAAGGAAUACAUGCAUUGCGGACAUUGCGAUAUCAGAUUCGCGAUCGAGCAACAUUAGCGAAAGCUAAAGGGUAUUGGUGCUUAUCAUUCUAUCCAGACCGGGAAACGAAAGACACGGUUAUGAAAUUGACCAAGGAUAACUCGCAAAGUAUGUUUAGCCACCCAAAAUCACUCUACGUAUCUGACUGA